Phytophthora sojae is the source of this 420-nucleotide messenger RNA. RefSeq lists its product as hypothetical. The annotation marks the transcript as partial. The record is from RefSeq and is a predicted model, not a curated record. NCBI's taxonomy places the organism in Eukaryota, Oomycota, Peronosporomycetes, Peronosporales, Peronosporaceae. The transcript has 2 exons.
AUGACUCCCCCCGCAAGCCCGUUCGCCUCACGCAUGGGGAUGGACGCGCGCAUGCACAUCGACUCACUGGCGGGAUCGCCAAGGCCACCGCCGAUGAUGACGCCGCCGCGAAGAGUGGAGCCGGUUCACCAGUACUUUACAGCACAACAGCAAGAUCACGAGGUGCCACUUUCCCGGCUGCAGCACCUCUACGCUGCGCAGCAAGCACAGCAAGCAGGAGCAGCCCAUGGCGCCUUCAACGCCAAGGAGCGCUACGUGGGGCUCGGAUCCGGAUUCCUGGAGUGUGACAAGCGCUUCGAGAGGCAGAUACUGCUCGCGCAGCCAGCCUGCGGGUUCACGUGGACGGAGUUCGUCAAGAUCGACUCGCUCGGGAAUUACCUGACGGGGACAGCUGAGAGAUACUACAACCGGCAGGUGGAG